AUGGAAUCCUUGGCUUACCUGGCAGACAAGCCAUUUGAAAAACACACGUUAACGGAGGUGCAGGCCAAGAUCGGGGACAAGCCCAGUCGAGCCGUGCGCCACCUCUUCUCCAAGGCGCUCAAGGAACACUUCGCCGAGUCGUCCAAAGAUCUGUUUGAUGUUACCACCAAUCUCGCCAACCAGAUUGCCACCAACAAGAAGGAAUACACGGAGACCAAACACAUGGCUGUGGAAGGAGUUGGUGCUGUGUUUGAGGUUGCAGGCGGGAGAAUGGUAUCGCUGACACCGCUCGCUGCAAUGUCGCUUUUGGCCGCCGCCAAAGAUUCUAAGAGUGCUCAUGCUGGCUACAGAUACCGUGCUCUUGUUGCUCUCAAGAAGGUGGUGCUCUCUACAGGUGACACUCUCGACGAGAGUCUAUGCAAGGACAUUUGGAAACUGGCCAAGAGCGCCAGUGCUGAGCUCAAGGCCCAUCGAAUCGCGCAGGCUGCUUUUGGUGUCUUGUCUGCGUGCGUGGACAGAGGUAUGGUUGCCAUCAAGCAGAGCGAGAUGGACAACAUUCGUCAGAUUUGCGUUAAGACGUUCGAGUCGGAAACCACACAGACACGUCUGGCGGCGUCUCAACUUCUCUCAGCCACUCUCUCGAAGAUCUACGUGCCCGAAGAUGGUGAAGACAAGCCCAAGGAGAAGCCCAAGGACAAAACCCUCGCUCUGAACUUGGAACAGGUGCUUCAGAUUUUCACGUCAGCAUACAUCAAGGCAGGACAGCUUAACAAGGUGCAGACUGGCCUCGUCCACGCUCUCUACCAGUUCAUUGUGGCUCAGAAUUUGCAACAGACGCAUUUCCCAUUGCUGUUGAAGACCUUCUUGAGGGACGUCUACCCUCCUUCGAAGCAGUCUGUGGGUUCUCAGCAGCUGCUGUCGACCCGUGAGCACGCUCUCUAUCUGCUGCUAACACCCCCCUUGUCCGAGUUUGCGCAGCAGUCGGCCAUCAAAACUGUCUUGGAGUAUCUGCAAGCGCAAAACUCAAACUCCAACCCCGACGGACCCCUUACCCAUGAUGGUACCCUUUCGGGUCUGUUGCUGGUUCAGGGUCUUGUCCAGAGGCUUGGAUCUGCCACUCCAGAUAUCAUCGAGCCUCUGUACAAGUUUCUGUCGCAUCAGUCGCGCGCUGUGAUCAUCGCGACUUCUCAAACGAUCAAGCAGGUAUGUCUACUACUUCCGGACAAACUGUAUCUGGUCACAGCCAAGACGAUGACGCUGUUGAACAAGGGUCAGGCCAGUAUCGGUCUGGGCAUUUGCCUGUCUACGUUGAUCGCCUCUUCCACGCCUGAGUCGCUCAACAUUGACACAAUCACCCGAGUCCUCUCCCUGUCCAAUAACCUGCUAAAGUCUUCGUCGUCGUCAGAGCUUUCCGUGGCAGUCAUUCAGAUCCAGAUUGCCUGGCUGCUUCUCAAGUCGCUCAUGUGUCUUGGACCCGCCUUUGUCAAGGUGCAUCUGUCGCACAUGCUGCUUCUGUGGAAGGGAGCUCUUCCCAAGCCUUUCACACGUGACCAGCUUGCUCAGAAGACUCCGCAGGACCUCGAGUUCCUAUUGUGCGUGAAGAACGCUGCACUGGGAGCCGUUCUGUCGUUCCUGAAAUGUAACCAGCAGCUGUUGACGUCUGAUCUCACCAAACGGGUUGCCAUCAUGCUCAACUACACUUGGGCUUUCCUGGAGAGCAUUUCCGAGUCUGUUGAGGUUGGCCAGGGAAGCGAGUAUUCUGCCGUGAAGCGACGUCUCUUGCAGUGCUACGUGCAGCUGGGGCGUGCAGAUUCACAUGCAUCCUUGCUUCCCCAGGCAGUGUCGUGUUUUGCAGGUACUGAUUACAAGGAGGAUAUUCUGCAGACCGCGAAAUGUGACUCUCUCUGGACGUCACGUGGUUUCGGUGUGACUUCCUUGGUUGAGAGAGACGAAGUGAAAGGCAUUGAGAAGCUGCUCAGCAAUCCUUUCCUCUCUCUUCCCUCUUUGGAGCAUGAUGUGGAAAUUCUUUUUGAUGAUAAGGUCGUGCCUGUGCCUCCUACUACCGGCAUUGUGGACAACUCGAUUCUCCUCUUCUCCAACUUGUUUCCCUUCCAGCCUGCUAAGGUGCAGGAGUCCUUGUUGGAACAGAUGCGAACCCACAUGGCGUCUCAUUCCAACAAGGCCACCUCUCAGCUUCGAGGUGAGGCUGUGGUUGUUAACUGCCUUGUAGCUCUGAACCUGGGACUAAAGAAGAAGGCCCGGUCGAUGGACGCUCGAGUGGUUGCUCAGCUGCUGGAGCUUCUCAAGGGUUCUAUCAAGCAUGAGGACUCUCGAAUCCGACGACUGGCCGCUGAGAAUCUCGGUUUGCUGUGUGUCUAUGGUGGUGCUUCCUUCGUCACGGCUCAGAUCAAGAAUAUCAUCGACCAAAUUGUGGCCGAAACUGACCCGCAUACUCGGUCCGGCUGCUCUCUUUCUUUAGGAUACAUUUUCCGGUUCUCUCAGCCCGGCCAUGCUAACCUGAAGACCGUAUUGGGUAUCUUGAUUUCCCUGGCCAAGGACCCUCAUCCUAUUGUGCAUUACUGGGCUCUCAAGGGUGUGGAUUUGAUUGUGGACUCGUCUUCUUUCAACCCUGGCUCUGCCUCUUCGCUCCUGUCUACCGUCACAGGUCUCUAUGUGGCUGAGAACCACGAUGAAGUUGCUUCGGUUGCCUCUCAGAACAUUGCUGCUGACCUGAACAACGUGCGAGUUCUUGCUGAGGUGCUUCAUGGUCUGGUGGUUGUCAUGGGCCCUGAAAUUGUGGUCCAUCGGGAGAUUAAGCUGUUGUGUGACUCUCUCUGGUUUGAGGAUCCCACGCAUGCCAUUUCCAUCGUGCAAGAAGCUCUUGUCUUCGACGUGUCCAUGUUCGAUCUUCAGGAGGUUACCGGCCGUCUGUUGGCUUACCUGACCCACGAAUCGUCAGCUGUUCGUGAUCUGGCCGUCCAAGCUCUACAUCAGCUCGUCAAGAUUUACACCAUCGACCUCUCGGGUAAGGAGCUGCAGAUUUGGUUGGUAUACAAUUCGACUCUAUCCGAGGAGGUGGCCAAGUUCAUAUCUGCAUGGGUGGAGGCUUCGGCUGCCGAUUCUGGCACUGGCCGAAUCCACUGGGUGCUUCGAAUCCAGCGUCUGAUGACCCUGAAUCUGAACGCCACCUCCAGUGGUCAGACUCAGCAUACUGAAGAUGAGAGUGCUGCCAUCACCGUUGGAGAGUCUACCACCGGCGAGCCUCUUCGAUGGCAAACUCGAGCUCUUGCCAUGGAGUCGCUCAUCAAGAUUAUGGAGGAAGCCAAGUCGACUCCAGCCAUUCUGGCAAAGAUUGGUGACAUUAUCCGACUGGCAUUUACAUGCUCAACGUCCGAUAUCGUCAAUCUUCGUCUUCUCGGUAUCAGACUGCUCUCUGUGAUUGUGUCUAUUGGUGAUAUUCCCGAUCCCGAGUUCCCUGAUGUUCCCCUGCUGGAGCAGUACCAGGCUCAGAUUUCCUCCGCGCUCUCACCCGCGUUUGGAGCUGAUUCCACCACCGAGUUGGCCUCCAAGGCCGUGUGUGUUUGUGGCCAGUUUGUCAGUAGUGGCAUUGUUAAGAACCUGGACCGACUACGUCUUCUUAAGUUUCUGACAACUGCUCUGACAGACACAAACACGCUAGAGUGUGUUGGAGACCUCAAGCCUGUGGGUCCCAACAACCAGCUGAAGCUGCGACUUGCCAUUCUCGCAGCUUGGGCUGACAUCAAAGUCCAGAGUCAUCACAAGGAUUAUCUGCGUGGCCUAGUGACCCAGUACCAGAAGCAGCUGACUCCUCUGUGGAUCACGGCCAUCAAAGAGUAUGCGCAGAUCAAGUUUGAACCUGAACCUGGUUUCGACAACCUGUACUCUUCUCUGUCGGGUCAGUCAAGACUCGAAUCAUACAAGGACACAUGGAAAGUGAUUGUGCAUGCCGUUUCGUCUGUCCCCGACGAGCAGGCGUCGUUUUUCUUUGUGCUGUUUGGUAUCUGUUUCGAAUACCUGACCCAUUCCUCUGAUCUGGAGAUUUUGCAUACUCUCCACAAUGUCUGUGUCUCGGCUGGUAAUCGCGUUUUUGAGCCUUCCAUCUUCUCUGAGCUGCUUGAUCUGUUUGAUCGUCUUAUGCUGACAGUUUCUCUUGAAGAAAAGGCAGUUUUGGCCAAGAUUUGCAUGCGUCUUUGUGUGUCCGGAGCCUCCCGAACCUCUUCCUCUGACGACUGGGACCACAUUACACAGCUGUUUGAGCUUCUUCGAGUGUGCAUGGUCGGAUUGGGAGGGGUCUUGCCUAUUUCCGAGACUCCUGUCAAGUCAUACCCUCAAGCUGAGCUCGCUCAAUUUGCUCAGGAGACCUUCACGUCUCUAUCUGCGAUGCUCCAGGCCUUCCCUCCUAUUGUGCAGGCCGAUCUGGUGGAGGUUUUUGCUCACAUCUACCUGAGUAUUCUGUCUACCGCCGAGACCCCCAUUCUGGCGUACAUUCAGUUCCUGCGUGACAUUUGUGACGCCAUGGUUACCGUGGGUGCUCAGGAGGACAUCUCAGCUCUUGUCACUGGCUUCGUGCGGGAGCUCGUGUCAAAGCACUCUGGUUCUCAGAGUGUCAUUUCUCUGACAACCGUCAUUACCAAGGUUCUUAACGUGCAGCUCAAUCAUUCGACCAUUUCCGACAUUGCUAGCAAGUACAUUGAGCUGGUCGACAGUGGCGAUAUGCAGACUGCUCUUGGAUGUAUUUCCGCGGUGAUGGGUGUGUCCAACUCGUCUCCAGCAGCUCGAAACCUGACUUUGGAGCUGAUCCCCCACCUAGUGAAGCGUCUCGAAGGUACGGAAACGCGUGCUCAGAUUGUGGACUUGCUGUUCAACUAUUCUGUAAACCAUGCUUCCACCGGCUCCUUCUCCAUCAUCAUGCCCAUUCUUGUCUGGCAUGCUUCUACGUCUUCUCGCUACGCCAACGAGAAGCUGUUGGAGCUGGCAGGCAAGGACCAGCAGAUUUUCCGAUCUGUUGUGCAAGCUUUGAGUCCUAGUCAGAAGCAGGUAUUGGAGCAGACCUUGCGAGGAGCCCAGGAUGAUGACGACGACGACGACGACGGCGAAUAUGAGGAGCCUCAGAUUCAGCUCAAGUCCUUCGCAUAA
Yarrowia lipolytica CLIB122 is the source of this 5157-nucleotide messenger RNA. The record is from RefSeq and is a predicted model, not a curated record. NCBI's taxonomy places the organism in Eukaryota, Fungi, Ascomycota, Dipodascomycetes, Dipodascales.